Messenger RNA from Daphnia pulicaria, 3915 nucleotides. RefSeq lists its product as uncharacterized. The record is from RefSeq and is a predicted model, not a curated record. Lineage: Eukaryota; Metazoa; Arthropoda; Branchiopoda; Diplostraca; Daphniidae. The transcript is spliced from 5 exons. The coding region runs from base 860 to 2641 and encodes 593 amino acids.
AAUGCUCUACUCAGACUUCUAAGUUGUGCCAGAUGUCACGUGGUUAUUCCCAGUCUUCCGUCAAGACUGCCAACGAUUAUGUUGAGAAGGAAACACCUUGUGCCUUACUUGGUCAUUCCACACACAAUGAAAGUAUAUGCCGCAUACGGAAAUACGCAAAGCCUAAGGUUCACAUUUAUAACGGUAUUAUGACCUACAAUCUGCCUGCUUGUAGUAACUCCAAUGGAUUUUGAUGUUCCUUUUUUCCUUCAUUGAUAAACUAAACAAAGAACAACAGUAGAAUUAAUUGGGAAACUUUUGAAGCCUAAGUGAAAUUAUCAUUCCAAAACAUAAUUGAGAUUCAUUCCGAAAUAUAAUGGCUAGAUAAUAAUCAUUAGUAUGCCUAUAUGCCAUUGCUAUGGAACAAUAAAUUCACGGAUAUAUUUUGGUGGGUUACACCUGGGUAUGUAUAGUCAAAUACAGCUUUGCCUUUUUUACCAGUAAACAUUGGACUACAAAAGUCAAGUCAUCGAGUACACCCCAGGUAAAACGAUGAGACGCAAAUUUUCCAUAUCAAUUCUUGAGAAGCAACAGAGAAUAAGAUGGGAGAAAAGCUUAAGACUAAUAUAAGCACCAUAGUAUGCCUAAUACCAAAUAGUAACUACCCUCAAGCAACGAAACUAUCCCUUUGCGGAUAAGGAAUCCUAGUUCCACGCCGAAAAUCCCCGCAUCUUCCUUUCGAAAGUUACCAAACAAAGAAAGAGGCCGUCUUAAACGACCACUAGAAAGGUAGGCAGUCUCUUGCUCGAUGCGAACGCAGCACGAAUGACUAUCAUGGCAUCUGUCUAACCUUCACCAGUUGGCUUUCAGACCUCAUAGGAUGUGCAAGUCUCAAAGAAAUAGACUGUUGUUAGUUUCCUUGUUGUUUUUUAUCCCAAUUCUUGCCGCAAGUGAACAUCGGUAUCACGGAUCAGACCAUACUAUUACCGGCUUAUUUAAAUUCCUGUUCAACAUUCCGUACAGAUGGGGGCAAAAUCUGCUGGACAAAACGCAAUCGAAUUCAAAGAAAUUGAUUGAAGACAACAGGGAAACAGCAGAAUUGUCUGCACUGGCAGAACUGAAGAGGUCAAACAAUUUAGAAUUACCAAGCAGGACUAUUGAAAGCUCAAUAGUUGCAAAUGAAGAUUUACAGGUAUCACAUUUUAGACCAUUUGCUGUACGGGAGAACCGACAAGGAAACGGUUGCGUCUGUAUACCAAAUCCAGAAUGUUUAACCACUUGUUCAGCACUGGAAAUUCAAUGUGGACAAACUUGUACUCGCGUUACCGUUUACACUGCUUGCUUUGUUCAAGGACCUGUAAAUGAACCUCCAUUUUUGUCAACAAGUGUAACAACCUACAACAAUAAUUGCAUCACCGGCAAUUGCUUGGCCAACUAUGUGCCUCCUGUAGCGAUAGUAGUAGGUGGUAUGGUAGCAAUAGCUUUAGCUGUUGCAAUUCCGCUCGGUAUUGAUCCACCGCCGGUUGAGCGUAUUCCACCCGAACCGAUCGCCGACUUUUUAGUUAUCGAAGAUAAGAUUCCUUUCAACAAUCAGCCAUUUUUUGAAAAAGACUUUCAUCCGGACGGAUGUGGAAAUAAUUCCGUGCAGAUGGAAAUUGGGGAUUUGAAUAGGAAUUUGAAUCGGAAUAGAUCCGGUGAUGGAAAUAGACCUAGUGAUGAAAAUUGCGAGCCGCUUUUGAGAAGAGGAAAUUGCCGCAGUCCACAAUACUGGGUCACCGUAAAUCCCACUACAUUGAAGGGACGUUGCACUCCACGUCUUUGCGGUCGGGAACGAGUGUUCGUUGGUCGUGAUGGACUUUGUCACGAUAUUUACGAUCCAGGCGAGUGCCAAGGUGGCCGGCGACUUUACUAUUCUCCUUUUGGAGAUCCCAUCUGCGAUUGUCCAAUCGGAGAAUACCCUUUUCCGAACUCCGAAGACAAUUGCGUUGCACUUUUCACCCAAGGACCCUGCAGAGAUGGAAGUAUAGUGGGCAUUAGUUCACAGAGUCAAUUGGUUUGCAUGCCAUCCAAAUGUCAAUCAACCAACGUUGGAGAUAAACCUCUACAGUUGCUGCCAGCCGAGGAUGGACAAUGCUACGCUCUAGGAACACAGGGUCCCUGUUCACCCCCCUCUUUGUUGGGUUAUGACAUCUUCAAACGCCAAAUGGAGUGUGUCAAUGUUCAAAACGAUACCUCGCCCUAUUUCACUUCUCCUGAAGAAGAGGCACUGGUCGAUAGCAUCUACAACCAGCGCUCUCCGGACUUUGACGACUUACGAAUUUCAAUGGUCUUUAAAAGUCCAGUAGGAACCAACGACAUCGGCCAGCGUAGGCAAGGUGCUACCACUGGUGGAAUAUUUCAAUUCCCUAGCUUUUCACCGGAAACACUAUUAAAUCCUUGUCGACCUGGAGCUCGAAAGGAGAUGAAUUAUAAAUGCACGAAUCCAUUAGUACCCAAUCCGAAAAGAAGGGAACCGUUGCAAGCUGUUCAGCCGGCAUUUCGGUGUCCGCCAAAUAGAAAUUUGCAAGCAACGGGCAGGUGCGUGACCGAUAAUCGCAGCACGAAUUGUGGACCAUCUUCUCGGUUCAACCCUGCUACUGGACAAUGCCGAAGUAUAUUCUAACGUAAGCGGAAUGUGGUUAGCCUCUAUCCAAAAACGAUACGAUUCUAACGUUGAGAGAAAAAAGAAUGCUUGGCGGACUAGUUCUGAAAAGCUGAAAAGAAGAAUCAAAACACCAACCAGCUUUAACCAAACACGACCAUAACAUAAUCUAAUCACUGCAAUAUUUUUUGCAACAUUUCAACGAUGUACUUAUUCUCUCAAUGAAAUUUAUGAUAAUUUUGAUGUAUACCUCAAUGAAAAAGAAAUUGUUGAACAACAAUUUAGAAAUAUUUCUGGUUGCGACUUAUGUUUAGACUAGCGUUUAGUAUUGGUAGUAUUGGUAGGAUUGUGAUAUUUCUGUCUGUUAUGCAACCAAACUUGAAAAAGAAGUAUAACGAAUCCGCCAUUUAGCUUAACGCGUAUCUCCAAAAAAGGACGGAAAUGAUGAAACAAAACUUUCUUUGGCCAGAUUACCACAGUUUUUCCCACAGUAUACAGUAAAUCUCCGACGGAUUCGCAGACAGACAGACAACAUAGCUUUAGGCGUUUGAAUAAACCUUUUGAAACAAUGCCUAGGUCGGUAUGCAAACAUGUGCUUUCAACAACCGCUAUAGUUCAAAAGACAGUCGGCUUAAGCUAGAAAACAAAAUGACAUAGGGGCAUAUAGCGGUGUUUUUACAUCAAAAAUGUAACAUUUUGAGACUUGCCCAUCUCUUCGAACUACACACUAGAACCCGGGAACAUUGAAUACCAUUUGUCGUUAGUUUUACAAUGGAAUCUUUCAGCGACGUACACGUAAAACAAUACCGACUGAAAUGAAAGAAUGUAUACGGAGCAUCUGUCGCAUUUUUGAAUAGGCGGUCUAUACAUUAAAGUUUCCAGAUGAAAUAUGUACAGUCAAUUACGAAUGAAACUUUUGCGUAUAUAACAUCUGCCAUUUUUAAACAGGUGGAAUCUAAGUCAAAGUUUUCUGACUAGGCGACGUAUCUAGCAGUCCAAUGGGAAAAGAAACUGGUUUAAUAAGAUUUGACCCAUACACCAAAAAUGUAACACAGCAUGGGCACAUACAGUCGGUUCGUUCCGCAAGAAAAGGAUGAUGUCCUUUUGGCAGCCUUUUAGAGAUCGUUGAACUUCUAGUCAAUGCCAAGGCCAGUUCUAAUAACUAAUACCGUGCUAAAAAAGAAAUUUAAGUGCUUAUCAUAUGAUGACCUUAUCGUCGUUGAUAGUUUUAUGACUAAUUACAGGUUAGCACUAUGUAACCGAAUAAUGAAACAAAAAUCAUUAAACAAUGCCAA